AAAUUUGAAAAUAAUCUCGGUAAUAAUUGCAGUGGUGCUUCAUCCAUUUCACUGGCGCCAUCAGCAGGCCGUUCACAUCCUAUGAGCCACUCGCAGCCGUGUCUUAUUGUACCGAAUAAUCAGAAACUGAUCCAGUCACUGCGUGAAGAAAAUCUUCACUUGAAACGAGAAAUCGAAGCGAGCAAAAAGAAACUCGUUAAAUUACAACAGAUGGAGGCCGCUUAUGAGCGAAUAGAAAAAGAUUACGAAAAUCUUUUGAGAGAGAAGGAACGGCAGGAGGGCGUUGAAAAGACAGCCUUAGUUCAGAUGGAAAUGCAUUUGAAAAGGUUUAUCCUUUUAAUUCCACUUGAUUCAACUCUCCAAGACCGACUAGAACAAUUUUCACUACCAAAUGCUCAGGCGAUGGAGAAGGUUAAUCAGUUAAAUAUGUUAGUGACCGUGAAGGAACGUCAGCGGCUCGAACUCGAAGCUCAAAAUGCUACACUGGAGGAGCAGCGGACUCAUAUUUCGAUGCUUGAGAAGGCUUUAAGCAAUGCCCAAGAGCGUUUGGCAAAACGCGAAAAAGUUUGUGACGAACUCACUAUAGCUGCUGAAAGGGCUAAUCAUUUACAACGUCUUCUUCAUGAAACACUGUUGGACAAACAAGCUCGCGACGAAACGCAUGCCCAGGAACGGGUUCAGUGGGAAAUGGACAUGACUCAACUGAAGAUGCAGCUUAAUAAAGUAAUUUUUCAAUCAUUCUUGGAAGAAGUUAUAUAUUUCGAAAAUGUGUUUCUUGUUCUAUGCUUGCGUAAUACGAGUGAGGAGAGGGUAAAGCUCGGAGAAAUUCUGGAUGCCAAUAACGAUACUGCAAUUGGUAUGCAUAAGAUGGAGGAAAUCCGUCAAAAGAUCCAAGAACGCAAACGAAAAGGUCGAAUAUGUGCUACCGGAGGGUAG
Angiostrongylus costaricensis is the source of this 936-nucleotide messenger RNA. The record is from the annotation of a GenBank genome assembly. NCBI's taxonomy places the organism in Eukaryota, Metazoa, Nematoda, Chromadorea, Rhabditida, Metastrongylidae.